Messenger RNA from Paramacrobiotus metropolitanus, 2221 nucleotides. RefSeq names its product allatostatin-A receptor-like. Bases 876 to 2012 code for a protein of 378 amino acids. The transcript has 2 exons. Gene Ontology annotation, molecular function: G protein-coupled receptor activity; peptide binding. Gene Ontology annotation, biological process: G protein-coupled receptor signaling pathway. NCBI's taxonomy places the organism in Eukaryota, Metazoa, Tardigrada, Eutardigrada, Parachela, Macrobiotidae. Gene Ontology annotation, cellular component: membrane. The record is from RefSeq and is a predicted model, not a curated record.
UGCGUACUGCUGCCAAUUAAGUGGCCAGUUCCUUUUUCUGUGUAUAUAUAUGUGCGUCGGAUACCGGCAGUCGUCUCGGUGCUCCUGCCCACUUCCGGGCCGGUAUCCCGUAAUUAAGCACCAUCCUCGCCAGCGGCAUAAACACAGCUAAUUGCCGGCUGUACGGUGAUCUCAUUCUGCUCGAUAUGCGUUUAGUCGUGCGUGCCGGUUUAUUGCGGAAGAUGCACGUUAAUGCUUAUACAUAAAUGCGGCGGGAUCAGUGUUUACAGCCGUCAGAAAAAACUGGCGCGGUGACUGCUGUAUCCACUGGUGCUUUUAUCUCUAUCUUCCUCCUCCAAUAGACUGAGCAUUGACGCUAUAAUUACUAUUCGAUACUGGCACUUUGAUAUCGCAGAUAUUUCAGUGGAUAUCCGAUAUUAUUUAUCCGAUAUUUUAAGUUUGAUAUAUUUUGAUAUCCGAUAUCUUUUAUCCGAUAUUCUAUUUUAAAUAUAUUUUGAUGUCCGAUAUUAUCUCAUCCGAUAUUUUAAUUUGGAUAUUUUUUUAUAUCUGGUAUCAGUUGCAAGAAUAAUCAAUGAUGUUGAUAUAAGUUGGAUCAGUUAUUGGGUUAUACAAAUUAACAUUGGUUAAACGCUUAAUCACAUUCACGCAGUACAUUACUUUAGCACAUAAUACACUUCAUCCGGCCUCUUACCGAUACAAAACGUUUCCUGAACGCAUGCAACCUUACCUCGCAUUAAAGCAAUACUGAUUCUCUGCUUCAGGAACUGAGUGGACCGUUUUUUCUGUGUUAAUAUACUACUAUUUUAUAAGCGCCAGAGUACGAAGCGUUUAUAGAUCGAAUUUCCCUUUUAAAACGCUGACGGCAUCGGGCAAUUAUGCAUAAGAUGCACCACCUCUACAAUAUCUCCGUCCACCUGAACCACUCGUCCCGUUUCGCGUCCACCCCGUACGAGCUGAUCCUCACCGGCUUCCUCGGCUUCUCCAUCAUCGCCACCGUCCUCCUCAACGGCCUCAUCAUCGCCGUAUACCUGCAGAACCCCCUUCUCCGCAACAGCUUCAAAACCUACAUCGUUAAUUUAUCCAUCGCCGAGGUUCUGUUAGCCCUCACCGGGAUGACCGGGAACUUCAUCAGCGCGGUGUUCGGCUACUGGCCCCUGCCGGACGCCGUGUGCACCUUCGUCCUGUACGGCAGCCGCAUCUUCGGCAGCGGCAUCCGCUACGGUCACGUGAUAAUCACCCUGAACCGGUUGUGGGCGGUGAUGUACCCGCUACACUAUAAACGCCACCAUACGCUGAUGGUGGCGAACGCCAGUAUUGUGGUCAGUUGGGUGCUGGCCCACGCCGUGCACCUGCCGGUGAUUAUUCCCGGACGGAUGUGGUUGCUGGAGGGGGAGGAGCGGUGUGUCCUGAAUGUGGGGUUCCAGAAACGGGCGGCCAUUGCCGUGGAGGUCAUGGGGUUCACGGCGGCCGAAGGGGUGAUUAUUUGUCUGUGUCCGGUGGUGUGGUAUAAGGUCCGGCAGUGGCGGAUUAAUCAGGAGCGCCAGCAGAAGCAGAUGCCGUUGAAUGCGGCACGCCCGCAGGAAAUAUCCAAGUCCAAAGACGACAACGAAUCGAUCAUCGAUCAGGACAGCCGGAUGACCGCCAACGGCCCCACGGACACCCUCGUCUCCCUAUCCCCCAAACGGUCCGCCCCGGCGGGCAACCACAUGAUCCUCACUACCACCGCCAUCCGCAAACCCUCCCCCGACGACAUGGCCAAACUGCGCCUGACCUUUUCUAAACGCAGCGUGGCGCACAACCGCCUGCUCAUGUACUUCUUCGUCGCCAUCCUCCUGUGCUGGACGCCCAACAACGUCUACUGGCUGCUGGUGGACACGGCUGGCUACUGGAACGGGACGUUCAACAUUAUCCAGGCCGUCGCGUUGUACGCGCACUCCUGGAUCAAUCCCAUCAUCUCCUACAUUGCGCUGGAGAAGAUCCGGGUGUCCAUUAAUAAACUCAUGGGCUGCUGAUUUUAAUGAAGAUUUAUAUAACCGCUGCUGUAACUUGUGGGCCUCGGGAUGUAGUUUCUGGGCUCGGGAAGAGGAUUUUUUGCUUUCACAGAAAUCUGUGAAUUUUCUAUGACGGAUCUGACGUAUGGCUCGAGUACAGUCUGUAUUUUGCAUGAUUAAUUGUCGGGUGAGGUUGAUUAAUUUAUUAAAAGCGGACUCCUUCGGCGUCA